Messenger RNA from Moneuplotes crassus, 1536 nucleotides. The record is from the annotation of a GenBank genome assembly. Lineage: Eukaryota; Ciliophora; Spirotrichea; Euplotida; Euplotidae.
AUGGAAUCUACCCCUUCCCUCGAAGAGACCAAACAAAUACCCAAUCCCCCACAAAAAAGCUGUGAGUGCAAGCCAAUAAAGAAGAAAUUUAAGUGCGUGAUUUAUGAUGCUGAAGCGAGAUAUGAUAAGAAUUUAGUGAAAUGUGUGUGUGAGAGAUUUAAGAAUUUUAAGUAUUCGAAUAAUAUUAGAGUAGCCAAUUUGAUGUGGUUUGGAAAGCAUCUGUAUGAGAGUGAUGUUGAGCUGUGUGGGAAAAUUAAGGGGUUCGUGAAUAAGGUGCCCGGAGCAGGGGUUUUUAAUGAGAAACAAACCCAAGGGAGGGUUUUGAGUCAGCUGGCGAAGGUUUUUCCAGAGGAAUUUGCUUUUCAUCCGAGGAGUUUUUGAUUGCCGAAGGAUACAGAUGAUCUUGAAGAGGCUAUUAAAGCUAAUCCGAAGAAAUUAUUGAUAGCUAAGCCUAAUGAAGGAGGUGGUGGAGGAGGUAUCUUCUUGUUUAAAUCCAUGAAAGAUCUUUCUGGGUUUACUUGGGCUUCAGAAUGAGUAGUCCAAAGAUACAUUGCAAACCCCUUGCUUAUAAAUAAUAGAAAAUGGGAUAUGAGAGUAUAUGUAAUGAUUCAUGGAAUCAAUCCUAUGAAAGCAUAUCUAGCAACUGAUUAUGGUCUAGCUCGAUUCUGAACGGAAGAUUAUGAUACAUCUGAUCCAAAUAAUAUUCUAUCACAUCUGACGAAUUACUCUUUGAACAAGAACAGUGAGGGUUAUGUAAAAGAUCAAGAUCUUGAUGAAAACAGUGAGGAAAACAACACAAAGAUCUCGCUGGACUUAGUCUGGAAACUCAUCCAAAAGCAAUAUCCUGAUGUAGACAUAGAGACUGACUGAAAGCAGAAGAUGAGGGAUAUCGUUAUCAACGUCCUCAGCGGAAUGAGAAGUACCAUCGAGCUGGGGUAUUUGGAGAUGACAAAACUUAAAUCGGUAGAGCACAAUAAGAAAUUCUACCAAAUUCUUGGGUUUGACAUCAUGUUUGACGAUGAAUUCAACGGGUGGCUCUUUGAAGUCAACUCUUACCCAAGCAUGGAUAUAUUCUACCACAAAGAUAAGAGUGAUGGAACAUAUGAUAAAGAAAAAUCUGAAAUUGAUGAAAGAGUAAAAUCAACAAUCUUUGCAGAAGCAGCAAGGAUUUUGAUCGCUAAAGAUGAGAGCGAUGUAUUUGAGCAAGUAUAUGAUUCUCAAGAACAAGAGGGACUAUAUGAAGAUGUCUUUGAGAUUUAUAAGAAAUUAAGUGGGAUAAGACUAGGACAAUCAAUUUCAAGCAGCAAAUUUUCAAAAUUAUCGAAAUAUCUUCCAAAAAGCUUAUCGAUGAGCCAGGUUGACUUAGAAAUUCUUUUCACCAAGCUAAAACACUCAGAAACAACUUCAAUAGGCCUGAUGGGAUUUUUUGAAGGGCUUUCAAUGAUUUCCUCAAGCAACAGCAUAGAUUUAUCAGACCUUACAUCCCAAAUAAUUUCAAAUUUUGAUUAAUCAUUGCGCAAUGUAGAAUACUGAUGU